This is a messenger RNA of Echinops telfairi (small Madagascar hedgehog), 1278 nucleotides long. It is a transcript of the gene DFFA, whose product is annotated as DNA fragmentation factor subunit alpha. The record is from RefSeq and is a predicted model, not a curated record. Gene Ontology annotation, molecular function: deoxyribonuclease inhibitor activity. NCBI's taxonomy places the organism in Eukaryota, Metazoa, Chordata, Mammalia, Afrosoricida, Tenrecidae. The transcript is spliced from 6 exons. Gene Ontology annotation, biological process: regulation of apoptotic process; apoptotic DNA fragmentation; apoptotic process.
AGCGCGAGUGCAGGGGAACGGCCGCACCUAGCUUCUCCGGCAUUCCCCAGCCUUUCAGGUCCCACCCUGAAAAGGAUGGAAAUGACCGAGGGCGCCCGGGCUCUGGAAGCCGGCGAGAUGCGGGCGCUGAAGCCUUGUCUGCUGCGCCGCAACCACAGCCUGGAGCAGCACGGCGUGGCGGCCUCCUGCCUCGCGGAUCUGAGGAGCAAGGCUGUUGACAUUCUGGGCAUUGAUAAGUCCCUGGCACCAAUCACCUUGGUCCUAGCAGAGGAUGGCACCAUAGUAGAUGAUGACGAUUAUUUCCUGUGUCUGCCUUCCAACACUAAGUUUGUGGCGUUGGCCAGUAAUGAGAAGUGGACAUACAGCAAUUCAGACGGAGGUACAGCUUGGAUUUCCCAGGAGUCCUUUGAUGUAGAUGAAACAGACAGCAGGGUCGGAGUAAAGUGGAAGAAUGUGGCCAGGCAGCUGAAAGAAGAUCUUUCCAACAUCAUUCUCCUGUCCGAGGAGGACCUUCAGGUGCUUCUCGAUGUCCCGUGCUCAGACCUGGCUCAGGAGCUCGGUCAGAGCUGUGCCGCCGUCCAGCAGCUCCAGAACACCUUGCAGCAGGUGCUCGACCAGAGGGAGGAAGCCCGUCAGUCCAAGCAGCUCCUGGAGCUGUACCUGCAGGCUUUGCAGAAGGAGGGGGGCGUCUUGGCCAAGCAGCAAGAGUCCCACGCUGGGUUUGGUGAAGAGGUAGAUACGGUUGACACGGGCCUCACUCACGAGCCAGCCACCAGGAUUGCCCUCAGCACCGGGUUGGUGGUAGCCUGUCCGCGUGCAGGCAUAGCCCGUGGGGACAGCGGAAGAAGCGGGUAUCAAUGACUCCUGUUCUUACUGCAGUUGGUCACCAGAGAAGACCCCAAGCCCUUGGCUGCGGCGUUGAGCUGGAGCUCGGAGAAGGCAACAACUGUGCAACAAGCCUGUGCGCAGGAGCUCAGCCUGCGCCUGCAGCAGGUCCAGAGCCUGCACUCGCUCAGGAAGACGCCACUGCCCGGACAGGGGCAGCAUCCCAAGCGAGCCAAGCAAGACCCCACCUAGCCCAGCUGGAAAGGUGUGGAGGAAACCUGUGUGGUCUAGCUGUCUGUUAUCAGGAAAUACCUUCAGCCCAAUCCACCUGCACACUCUUCUACCCGCUGUGUUAGGACAUGUUCUCCCCGAACAGGCUGGACAGCUGGCUCUACGCCCCUGCAGAAUGGCCGUGAACAUAUCUCAACGCACCAUACCCUGCUGCCCACCUUG